AUGGCAGCUGUGCAGCUGACCGCUACAAAGAAGACGCAGUUCCAGCAACAGCAGCCCUCACAGGAUAUCCUGGAACAGAUUUACACAGAGAGGCAAGUGACUGACUUCAGCCAGCUUGUGAAGCCUAAUUUUGCAACAGAGUACUGUGAGGUUGACAUUGUGGGCUUGGUGAUAUCCACACACCAAAAAAUAGGUGCCGCCCCUAUUGUGUAUUUGUCUGAUGAAGCCCAAGACAUUGUAGCAGUUAAAUUCUGGACAGACCUAUCCCAGCUGACCCUGGAGGAACUCACAAAACCUGGUACUUUAAUUGCAGCCAGUAACCUUCGCUGGAGAUCAGAAUAUACUGCUGGAAUUCCCAUUGUGUCUUUUGGAGAUCUGUCCUAUAUUACUGCUAACCCCAAAGAGCAACAUUUGCAAAAGACUAUUCACAAACUUCGCCAGUCUGUCCAGGCUAUCCAGAAGUUCCGCCAUGAAGCAGAGAUAAAACUGUUCGACAUCCUAAGAGUCCCCCAUCCUGAGGAGAAAAGGCCUCUGGCUCAGCACAGUUCAGAUUCACACACUGUCACAAACAAGUUCUCGACGCCAGUGGCCAAACUUGGAAGAGCCCAGAUGAAUCCUCUGAAUACCCCGGACAGUAGUAAUACAAUAAUCAGCUCUAUCAGCGACAGAGAUCCAAAGACUUGCAAGAAGAUGAAAGGUCUGGACUUCCUUAGCCGGAUACCUUCCCCUCCACCGCUAACACCAGUGCACCCCUUUGUGUCACCAUCAUUACAGAGAGCGUUUCGUCCUCCUCGAAACAUGCAGAAAGAUGUACAGACAAGUGAACAGCCCAUUCUAAUAAGUAAAAGAGAAUUUGUAGCCGAUGAAGAACUGGCCAUGAUUAAUACACAAGCUCUUGUUUCAGGUAUAGAGGAAGGGAAUAGACAGCCAAAAGCAGAAACAUCUGCUGAUCUGCAAAAAGGAAAGAUCUCUCCUAAUCAGUCCACGGGUAAACCUGAUCCAUCAGUUACCAGCAGCCAUACAGAUAUUGAUACAACCACAAAGAAAGAAGACACAGGCUUCACUGACCAAAGAAAACUCCGCAGAAGAAGGAAACACAAACUUUAA
This is a messenger RNA of Staurois parvus, 1107 nucleotides long. The record is from the annotation of a GenBank genome assembly. Lineage: Eukaryota; Metazoa; Chordata; Amphibia; Anura; Ranidae.